Molecule: messenger RNA, 1056 nt
Organism: Ramularia collo-cygni
Lineage: Eukaryota; Fungi; Ascomycota; Dothideomycetes; Mycosphaerellales; Mycosphaerellaceae
Exons: 1
Coding region: 1-1056 (351 amino acids)
Source: RefSeq, a predicted model, not a curated record
AUGAUGAUCCAGAGGAAGCCAGUUCCGAAGCCCUCGCCAACAAUUGUUCAGCAAAGGCUGGCCCAUGAACACAUCAAAGAGGUGAUUGGAGACUGCCCAGUCGACAAGCCCGGCCCGCCAUCAUACCAAUCCGACACUGAAGACUCGCUGCUGGACUGCUACCUCGUAUCGAGUGCGGAAGAGCCUCCCAAGCAUUUUCCGGACAAGAUCGACUUUGAUAUUGAGGUUGCAUCUGUCUUGAGUGAUCCCGAUGUGGUCCAAGCAAGUCCAGCAGAGUCCAGAUCUGCAAGAGUGAAGCAGACUUUGGAAACAGCUUUCAGCGAUGCAAAGUACUUCGCCGGUGGUCUAAUCUCUCACCCGCACGAGUCAACUCGCCAUUACACCAUCCUUCGACAUUCCCUAGGCUUGAUCUACUAUCGAGGACCAAUGACCAACGUGGUGAUUACUAUCUUCUCAGAUCAGUCACUCCCUGCCGAUCGGACCAUCUGGUUGCAGAAGAGGGGCUUCUMAGGGAAAACAGGCCUUGCCGUUGGAGCAGCCCUAGGCACUAGAAAUGCCUGGAUUGAUGUUACCCCGAUCGCUCAGAUCACGCCGGACCAGGUGUCGAAAGACCAGGAGCGAGCUUGGCAGCGCGAUAUCCUGAGCUUCACAAAGAAGGCGCGGGAUCUGAAGCAUGUCCGUGACCAUACUCCUCGCGAGACCAAUCUCAUUCGCAUUCCACAUGUUGCCGAGGAUGGGUAUUUUCGAAUUGUCGUCUGCUCGGGCCGCAAGGUUCUGUGUCCUAGUCCGACCUUCCGCUAUGCUUCAACUUCGACAGAUCCAGGAUCGCUAAGAGGAGCUUCUCUGUUGACCUUGCCAUUGGAGGUGGGUCUGAAGGUCGGUGUUAGAGUCGCUGCUACUGCUGCCAGUGCUGCUACGCAUCACACGUUAAGGCCAGCUACAGCCGUAGCGCAAACGGCAUCGAAGCAAUUGGACUGGGCCCCGAUGCACUGGAUUGGAGUCAGAGGAAGUUCUGCGAGUCUAGAAACAGAUGGAGGAUGCUCUGUUAAAAGGUGA